UAUGCAAAUUUAUCCGGCGUUUCAGUUUACACCAUCAAGUGCCGAGUGGAGCGAAAAGACGGCUCGAAAUAACUAGGUUUGCUGAAUUCAAUCGCAAUGGUUCCAAUAUUGACCUGACAGAAUUAAUCGGGCAAGGCUUUGGAUAUAAGCUUUUAGAUCUGUCAAUAGGAAAGGUUGAAAUCUCUUUGGUGGUCUGACGACGGUCUUUUCACACUUCCUUCCUACGCGUACGGGUUCGUCUUUCUUCCCGUACGAGAAACCCAAUUUCCUCGGUGAAAAAUUCCUCCUCAAAAUGACUUCAGCUAUGGACAUUACCCCUUCUGCGGGGGACGACGAAUAUGCCGUUUAUAAUUGCCUUGGAAACUUCGAAAUUGAGAAGAAAAUAGGCCGAGGACAGUUCAGUGUCGUAUACAAAGCUAGAUGCACCGCUAAUAAUCAAAUCGUCGCACUUAAAAAAAUCCAGAUUUUCGAUAUGAUGGAUGCAAAGGCAAGACAAGAUUGUAUUAAAGAGAUAGAUCUUUUAAAACAACUAAAUCACCCAAAUGUUAUCAAGUACUAUGCUUCAUUUAUUGAAAAUAAUGAGCUAAAUAUUGUAUUAGAAUUGGCAGAUGCAGGAGACCUAUCAAGAAUGAUUAAGCAUUUCAAAAAGCAAAAGAGAUUGAUUCCUGAAAGAACUGUCUGGAAAUACUUUGUUCAACUUACUGCAGCUCUUGAGCACAUGCACUCACGGAGAGUCAUGCACAGAGAUAUCAAGCCAGCAAAUGUGUUUAUUACUGCUACUGGUGUUGUGAAGCUUGGAGAUCUUGGACUUGGACGCUUUUUUAGUUCCAAGACGACCGCUGCUCACUCCUUAGUUGGGACCCCAUACUACAUGUCUCCUGAGAGAAUAAAAGAAAAUGGCUACAACUUUAAGUCAGACAUUUGGUCCCUAGGGUGUCUGCUAUAUGAGAUGGCAGCUCUACAGUCUCCUUUCUACGGGGACAAAAUGAAUCUGUAUUCCUUAUGUAAAAAGAUUGAACAGUGCGACUACCCACCCCUCCCUGCUGAGCAUUAUUCGCAACAGUUACGCCAUCUUGUCAGUCUAUGUAUAAACCCAAUUCCCGACCAGAGACCGGACAUAACUUAUAUCAAUGAAAUCGCCAAUGAAAUGCACGGGGGCUACCUCAAGCAAUAAAUUACUGCCAUCGGCACGUAGCUUAUGAAUAGCACAAGGGAGAUUCAUCCUACGAAUUUGUGAAUUUUAUUAUCUUAAUAUUAAUGUAGAUUUACAAGCAACUAUGCAUUUUUAGGGCUGUAGCCGGUCCAUUUUAUAUUGGUUAUAUUAUGGGCUGCUUGCUUUGCCCAUUGUACAUGGUAUAAAUCUCUUACAAAGUGUCUCUCCUAGCCGCCAUUUUGUCAUCCGAGCAAAAUGCGAGAAAGCAUCCAUUUCCAUCGGCUGAUUUGGAAAGCUUUUGCGAUACUUUCGAUAUCUUGAGAUUUCUUCGAAUAAUGGAUGUUACAAUUUAGGAAGAAAAUAAUGACAAAGGGUUAACUGACGAGGGCUCUUUUAUCAGCGGCAAAGAAAAAGAUGUCUUUCUGGUGAGUGACUGAAACGUAGGGUUGUUGCAUAAGCUAUUUUCAAAGUAGUAUUGCAAUAAUUUAUUUUGAGAAACGGUGUAAAAUUUUUCCGAGAAAACUGUCAUUUUCUCGAUCGUUUUUUUUUUUGCGAAGGAAUAGCUUUAAUUACUUUCAUUGUAUAAUUUAUGUAAAGAGAAAUAUCUUGUUUAUAUUAAUUCUUGUUUAUCUCGGCUUGCUUCAAAGGAAGAUUAGGCAAAAUCCGAUUGUUUGUUUUUAUUUUAAAGAAAUAAACCCAGAAGCAUUUUUAUACUAUACAGAAACAUUAAGUGAAUAUUGGGGGCACAGCCAUGCCACUACAGGUCAUUUUCUUAUGAUUUUUGAAAAUAUUGUGGGGACGUGUACCGCCCUCUGGUUACGGCCUUGUACAUGUUGCCUAAUUUUCUGACGUGUUUCAACCGCCCUCACUCCGCACGCGGCCCAGCGAGGAGAGAAACCAUUCUAGUGUUAUUUGUGGAACUGUUGAUCAAAAUAGCUCGUGAUUCAGUCUACUUCUUUUGCUCGCGUGUGACGAUCUAUCCCAAUAGAGUUAUCUCUUGAUGCCUCCAUGUGGCAAUUACUUAUAGUUGUUAUCUCCAAGGUUUCUUGUGUGGUUAUCAUCUGUAACCAUGUUUGUGUUGUUCAAAACUAACAAAGAUUGUCAUCCCAGGAAAACCAGCUUUUUCACUGGUAAAUCCUGGGUUUCCGUGGAUAAGAGUUUGCAUACGAGUGUGAACAUGAACGUGGCAUUGAAAUAAUUGAAUGGAAUAUUAACUUAUUUAUUUGUUGUGGGUGUAUAGAAUGUUGAUAAAUAUUCUCAAUAAAAUUACAAACCUGCUGUUUGA
Nematostella vectensis (starlet sea anemone) is the source of this 2438-nucleotide messenger RNA. RefSeq names its product serine/threonine-protein kinase Nek7. Gene Ontology annotation, biological process: protein phosphorylation. Gene Ontology annotation, molecular function: ATP binding; protein kinase activity. The coding region runs from base 293 to 1174 and encodes 293 amino acids. The transcript is spliced from 10 exons. The record is from RefSeq and is a predicted model, not a curated record. NCBI's taxonomy places the organism in Eukaryota, Metazoa, Cnidaria, Anthozoa, Actiniaria, Edwardsiidae.